Messenger RNA from Ostrinia nubilalis (European corn borer), 1011 nucleotides. It is a transcript of the gene CkIIbeta, whose product is annotated as casein kinase II subunit beta. The transcript is spliced from 8 exons. The record is from RefSeq and is a predicted model, not a curated record. The coding region runs from base 109 to 795 and encodes 228 amino acids. Lineage: Eukaryota; Metazoa; Arthropoda; Insecta; Lepidoptera; Crambidae. Gene Ontology annotation, cellular component: protein kinase CK2 complex; cytoplasm. Gene Ontology annotation, molecular function: protein kinase regulator activity.
AUAAACAAAGAUAGAAGUUUUGACAGAAGUUCAUCUUUCUCGCUCUUACAGUCCCACAUCCCGUUUCCUCAUCCGUCAAGCGUGGCUAAUCAAGGCACGAAAAGAAAAAUGAGCAGCUCGGAGGAGGUAUCCUGGAUUUCAUGGUUCUGCACACUGAGGGGCAAUGAAUUUUUCUGUGAGGUGGACGAAGACUACAUAAAUGAUAAAUUUAACUUGACUGGCCUCAACGAGCAGGUGCCGCAUUACAGGCAAGCCCUGGACAUGAUCUUGGAUCUUGAGCCAGAUGAUGACCUGGACGACAACCCCAACCAGUCCGACCUUGUGGAGCAGGCAUCCGAGAUCUUGUACGGGUUAAUCCAUGCUCGUUACAUUUUGACUAAUAGAGGCAUAGGGCAAAUGCUGGAGAAGUUCCAAGCGGGUGACUUUGGACACUGUCCACGGGUUUAUUGCGAGUGCCAGCCGAUGCUGCCUUUAGGGCUGUCCGACGUGCCAGGCGAGGCGAUGGUGAAGCUGUACUGCCCGCGCUGUAUGGACGUUUACACGCCCAAGUCGUCGCGGCACCACCACACGGACGGCGCCUACUUCGGCACCGGCUUCCCGCACAUGGUGUUCAUGGUGCACCCGGAGUACCGCCCUAAGCGCCCUGCCUCGCAGUUCGUGCCUAGACUGUACGGCUUCAAGAUCCACCCGCUCGCGUACCAGAUUCAACAGCAGGCGGCGGCGAGCUUCAAGGCGCCGCUGCGGAGUGUCUCGUACAACAACGAAACGAAGACUUCCAGUAACAUUCCAAAAUGAUUAUAUACCCGCCGAGUGCGCCCCCAGGGCACUGCCCUGCCGCCGACUGCCCGCCGGCCGCGCCGCGGUACUAAUACAAGCUAUCUCGACCUGUAACUUUAACUAAUUAAUAAUAAUAUAAUAUAUUUAUUAAACAAUUACUCCUUAUUUAGACAGCUAAUCAAUUAAAGAGUUAUGUUUCAAAUUCAAUAAAGUUUAUUUUUACGUUUUCUGUAA